Leptinotarsa decemlineata (Colorado potato beetle) is the source of this 1569-nucleotide messenger RNA. RefSeq names its product tubulin beta chain. Gene Ontology annotation, molecular function: GTP binding; GTPase activity; structural constituent of cytoskeleton. The record is from RefSeq and is a predicted model, not a curated record. Gene Ontology annotation, cellular component: microtubule. Gene Ontology annotation, biological process: microtubule-based process. Lineage: Eukaryota; Metazoa; Arthropoda; Insecta; Coleoptera; Chrysomelidae.
CAGAGGCGGCAGUUUUGAAACAAAUUGAAAUUGGAACCCCUAGUAACAUCAACAAACAUUUGCCAUAACUUUGGUAUUUGUUAAAAUUUAAAUUCUUAAAAUAAAGUAAAAUGCGAGAAAUAGUUCACAUACAAGCCGGGCAAUGUGGAAACCAAAUAGGCGCAAAAUUCUGGGAGGUGAUUUCGGAUGAACAUGGAAUAGACCCUACUGGAACCUACCAUGGAGAUUCAGAUCUGCAAUUAGAACGUAUUAAUGUUUAUUACAAUGAAGCAACUGGAGGCAAAUAUGUUCCCAGGGCUGUCUUGGUAGACUUGGAACCUGGAACAAUGGAUUCAGUACGUUCAGGCCCAUUCGGUCAAAUUUUCCGGCCAGAUAAUUUUGUCUUUGGCCAAAGUGGAGCAGGGAAUAACUGGGCCAAAGGUCAUUAUACAGAGGGUGCUGAAUUGGUUGAUUCUGUCCUAGACGUAGUUAGGAAAGAAGCCGAAGGUUGUGACUGCAUGCAAGGGUUCCAGCUGACCCAUUCGUUAGGGGGAGGAACAGGUUCUGGAUUGGGAACAUUGCUAAUAUCGAAGAUAAGAGAAGAAUAUCCUGAUAGAAUUAUGAACACAUUUUCUGUUGUGCCCUCACCAAAAGUAUCUGACACCGUCGUUGAACCGUAUAACGCCACUCUAUCUGUUCAUCAGUUGGUAGAAAAUACCGAUGAAACUUAUUGCAUCGAUAAUGAAGCUCUGUAUGAUAUAUGCUUCAGGACUCUGAAACUUACAACGCCUACUUAUGGUGAUUUGAAUCAUUUAGUAUCUGCUACAAUGUCUGGGGUCACCACUUGUCUUCGUUUUCCUGGUCAACUGAAUUCAGAUUUGAGGAAGUUAGCUGUAAAUAUGGUACCUUUUCCUCGACUCCAUUUUUUUAUGCCUGGAUUUGCACCCCUUACUUCUCGGGGAAGCCAACAAUACAGAGCUCUCACCGUUCCAGAACUCGUUCUUCAAAUGUUUGAUGCAAAGAAUAUGAUGGCAGCCUGUGAUCCUAGACAUGGACGAUAUCUAACAGUUGCCGCAAUAUUUAGAGGUAGAAUGUCAAUGAAAGAAGUAGAUGAACAAAUGUUGAAUAUUCAAAAUAAAAAUAGUAGCUACUUUGUAGAAUGGAUUCCAAAUAAUGUGAAAACUGCAGUUUGUGAUAUUCCACCCAGAGGUUUGAAAAUGUCCUCUACGUUUAUUGGAAACUCUACCUGCAUACAAGAACUGUUCAAAAGGAUUUCUGAACAAUUUACAGCAAUGUUCAGAAGAAAAGCGUUUUUGCAUUGGUAUACAGGGGAAGGAAUGGAUGAAAUGGAAUUCACCGAAGCCGAGAGUAACAUGAAUGAUUUAGUUUCGGAGUAUCAACAAUACCAAGAUGCAACAGCAGAGGAAGAAGGGGAAUUCGACGAGGAAGAAGAAGCGGAUGAGGGCGAGAACUGAUUUUUGUCUGUGGGUUUUUCAAAUCUUCCAGUAGUUUUGAUGGUUAUAUUAUUGUCUAAUGUACGUGAUUAACUUUUCGUCAACAUGUGGUAUAUUAAAUAUAUUUUAAUUUUGA